CACAGCUUUUCGCGUUCGAAGAAAACAACAAGAGGAAUAAUGACCACAGCAGCAGUCUUCGGAAGCACUGGCGCUGUCGGCGGCGUCAUUCUCAGCACACUUCUCGCCAGCGAGGCCUUCAGCUCCAUCAAAACCAUCUCGCGCCGGCUGCCCCAGGAUACCUCCUCACCCAAACUCGAAGCCCUCCAAGAAGCCGACUCAUCGACCUGGGGCUCCAAAAUCUCCACGCUCCAACCCAAGCCCGAAACCGUCUUCAACGCGGUCGGCACGACUCGAGCGCAAGCCGGUGGUAUCGCAGCGCAGAAGCUCAUCGACCAGGAUUUGUGCAUCGCAAUUGCUCAAGCUGCCAAGGAGGCCGGUGUGCAGACCUAUGUCUUCAUUUCGAGCGCGGGCAUGCGAGGCUUCUUGGCGAGCUAUUUUCCAUACUCGAAGAUGAAAGUUGCCGUGGAGGAUGCGAUUCAGGAGUUGGAUUUCCCGCAGGCGAUUAUUGUGCGUCCGGGCAUGAUUCUGGCGAGGGAGAAAGCUAAGGCUCCGUUGUUAGAGGCGAUUAUAGGGAGACUGCACUUUCUCGGCCAGGGCGUGCAGGAUCGAAUUGGUCAGGAUCAGAAGAUUAUUGGUAGAGCGGCGGUCGCUGCGGCGAAGCUUGCGCAAGAGGGCAAGGCGCCUUCGAAAUAUUGGGUCCUUGAGCAGGCCGAUGUGGUCAGACUUGGCCGGACGGAGUGGAAGGAGUGAAGACAGUAGUUGUAGUUUUGUUCUAUAGCAGAUUACAUGCGUUAUUCGAAUCACUUUUGC
This is a messenger RNA of Sphaerulina musiva SO2202, 792 nucleotides long. RefSeq lists its product as uncharacterized. Lineage: Eukaryota; Fungi; Ascomycota; Dothideomycetes; Mycosphaerellales; Mycosphaerellaceae. Gene Ontology annotation, cellular component: cytoplasm. The transcript is spliced from 2 exons. Gene Ontology annotation, biological process: import into nucleus. The coding region runs from base 40 to 732 and encodes 230 amino acids. The record is from RefSeq and is a predicted model, not a curated record.